Messenger RNA from Pieris macdunnoughi, 1575 nucleotides. NCBI's taxonomy places the organism in Eukaryota, Metazoa, Arthropoda, Insecta, Lepidoptera, Pieridae. The record is from the annotation of a GenBank genome assembly.
AUGCCACAAAUUUGUCUGCUGGAUAGCUCAAAAGACGAUGAAAUAGACGGAAACUGCAUAGCUCGUGCACGCGGUUUGCCCUGGCAAUCCUCUGACCAAGACAUCGCUAAGUUUUUCCGGGGACUCAAUGUUGCCAAGGGUGGUAUAGCUCUUUGCCUCUCACCACAAGGCAGACGUAACGGCGAAGCGUUGGUGCGGUUCAUCUCUCAAGAACACAGGGACAUGGCUUUAAAACGUCAUAAGCACCACAUUGGGCCGCGGUAUAUUGAGGUAUACCGUGCGAGUGGGGAAGAUUUUCUCUCAGUAGCGGGCGGUGCUACGUGCGAAGCCGCGGCGUUCUUGUCUCGUGGCGCACAGGUGAUCGUGCGCAUGCGCGGUCUUCCUUAUGAUGCCACACCACAACAAGUUCUGGAGUUCUUCUCGUCGGGCGACGAUCCAGUACAAGUAUUGGACGGGGAAGAUGGCGUACUAUUUGUUCGUCGAGCGGAUCGACGUGCAACGGGCGACGCAUUUGUGCUGUUCGCAAAUGAAGAGGAUUCGCCGAAAGCGCUCGCGCGACAUCGGAAGUUGAUCGGCGCGAGAUAUAUUGAGCUGUUUAGGUCCACCACCGCGGAGGUUCAGCAGGUUCUCAACCGAUCACUAGAGACCAGGACCAGUCAAAGCAGCACGCCAUCUACAGCCAAUCCUCCCACAGAAGGGCUUCUCCCCGUGGCGUUGGUACCACAGCAUGUGAUCACUUCUGGUACUGCCAAAGACUGCGUACGGUUGAGGGGUCUGCCCUAUGAGGCGCAAGUGGAACACAUUCUGAACUUCCUCGAUGAAUUUGCCAAAAAUAUUGUCGUGCAAGGCGUCCAUAUGGUGUACAACGCACAGGGUCACCCCAGCGGUGAAGCCUUCAUCCAAAUGGACAGUGAAACAAGCGCUUAUCUCUGCGCGCAACAAAAACAUCACCGUAACAUGACCUUCGGUAAAAAGCACAGAUAUAUCGAGGUGUUCCAGUGUUCCGGCGACGACAUGAACCUAGUUCUGACAGGCGGCGUCACUCCCGCCACGUCACCCAAAGUGCUCUCACCCGGUACGUUGAUAUCUCCCCCACCCGCGCCGGCACCCCGCCUUUUAGCCCAACACAUCGCGCACCAAAACCUCCUCGCGAGGCAACAGGAGAACCUCCUUUUAGCCUCCCUCCGACCUCCCCUCUACCCCUUCCUACCAAGCUACGCUCCCGUUCGGUCCCCUAGCCCCUAUCUCCCCGUUCUCCAACAGAACAUACUGCCAACUAAGCGUACGUACGACCGCGCAUUUACGCCCACGGAAACUGCCGCAAAAAGACCGUAUUUGCAGCCGCAAAUGACACCUAUGUCGCUGCCCAUGCUGUCGUAUGCGACGUCUUCACCGAUUUUCUCGUAUGCCAACACGAGUCCAAUGCUUUCUUCGUAUAGUGCAAUGCCAACUGCGCUGCCAGCUGGUCUUCAGGGCUAUGGCUCUGCGCUCUCUGCCUUACCGGCGUCUAUGACAAACCCGUUCCCCGGGUCGUUAUCUAUGUUCCCAACUUACCCGUACUAUCCGGGCGUUUAG